Zasmidium cellare ATCC 36951 is the source of this 1869-nucleotide messenger RNA. RefSeq lists its product as uncharacterized. The record is from RefSeq and is a predicted model, not a curated record. The coding region runs from base 1 to 1869 and encodes 622 amino acids. Gene Ontology annotation, molecular function: oxidoreductase activity, acting on the CH-CH group of donors. The transcript has 2 exons. NCBI's taxonomy places the organism in Eukaryota, Fungi, Ascomycota, Dothideomycetes, Mycosphaerellales, Mycosphaerellaceae.
AUGGGUCCCGACCCAAAACGACAGCCUUCCAGUGCCACUACUGGCUUCUUCCAACAACAGCCGGCACCAAGCGAUCUUUUCAAUGAAGACGAAGCACUGCAAAGAAUAUUCAGAUUCCACCUCCCCCUCCGAACCCAACACUCCAUCAAACCCGACCUCCAACACAUGAGCAAACUCGUCACAACCCCCCAAAUCCUCGCCUGGAACGCCGACGCAGAACGCAACACACCCUACGUACGGACUUGGGAUUCCUGGGGUAAACGGAUUGAUCAGCUCAUCACAAGCGAAGGCUGGCGUGAACUCCAGAACCUCGGGAUUCGAGAGGGGAUUGUGGCCAUAGGCCACGAGAAGGAGUUUGGGAGGUUUGGGAGGUUUGGAAGGGUGUAUCAGUUCUUGAAGUAUCAUGUGUGGUGUGCGUUUUCGGCGGAUGUGACGUGUCCGAGUGCGAUGACGGAUGGGGCGGCGAGGUUGUUGAGGGGGCAGUUGGAGAAAGGGGGAUUGGGGGAGGUGGAGAGGAGGGUGUUUGAGAGGGCGUUUGAGAGGCUUGUGCAGAGAGAUCCUGGGGAGGCGUGGACGAGUGGGCAGUGGAUGACGGAGAGGGCGGGAGGGAGCGAUGUGAGGAGCACGGAGACGUUGGCCACUCCAGCAUCAAACGAGGAUAUAAGAGCGACAGACGUCGAUGGUAACCCGCUUGGACCACACUCCAUCUCAGGCUUCAAAUGGUUCUCCUCCGCCACCGAUGCGAACGCCACCGUCCUCCUCGCCAAAGAACCUGAUGGCUCCAUCUCCGCCUUCUUCGCACCCACCCGCGUUCUCAGACCGAACUCCACAACCCCUGAAUUGAACGGUAUCAGCAUCCAGCGCCUCAAAUCCAAACUCGGCACCCGCGCCCUCCCCACCGCCGAACUCGUCCUCUCCAAUAUGCGCGCCUGGCGAAUCGGCGCCGCAGGCCAGGGAACGAAAGAAAUCAGCACGAUCCUCAACAUCACCCGCGUGCACAACGCCGUCUCAGCAGUGAGUUCCUGGGGAAGAGGACUCUCCAUCUCACGAGCUUUUGCGCGGGUAAGGAGAAUCCGAGGAAAACUCCUCAUGGACAUACCCGCCCAUGUGCGGACUCUGGCGGAGCAACACGUCCUCUACCACGCCAACAUGCACCUGGCAUUCUAUACAGUCGCUCUCCUCGGCGCGGCUGAACAUCCCUCUACCCCAACAAGCGACACGCAUUCAUCUCGCCUCCUGCCUCAAGCCUCCGUUCGUCACCUCCUCCGCCUCCUAACCCCUCUGACCAAGCUUCUCACGGCCAAAGCCGCUAUCGCUGGCCUGCAGGAAUGCAUGGAGAGUCUCGGUGGGGUAGGCUAUCUCGAGAAUGAAGACGUCUCGAUGAACAUCGCGAGGCUGUAUCGAGGGGCGAACGUCCUAGCUAUCUGGGAAGGAACCACCAACGUCAUGGUCGAUGAUCUGGUGAGGGUUGUGAAAGGUUCAACAGGGCAGGUGACGCUAGAGGCGCUAGCCGGCGUUGUUGAGAGUGUGGUCGUGCAUUGGAAGAAGAGUGGGCAGGAUCGAUGGGCGAAGCCAGUCGAGGAAGCAUGGGGAGAGGUCAGGCAGAAAAUCGAAGAGAGCAGCAGAGCCGAACUCGCUUUUGACGGACGGAGCGUGGCGAAAGACUUGGGCUGGAUCGUGUGUGCCUUGUGUCUCGGUGAAGACGCCCUCAGUGAUGGAAGUCCCGCUGCCUUUGAGGUAUGCUCGAGGUGGAUCUCUUCGAAGGGGACGGGCAGCGAUCUGAGCGGCCGGUCGUACGUGAGGGCUGCUCGCUGGGAUAGUAUAAUCGUGUUCGGCGACGAACCAGUCGUUGUGAGGACGAAGAUAUGA